Messenger RNA from Blepharisma stoltei, 672 nucleotides. The record is from the annotation of a GenBank genome assembly. Lineage: Eukaryota; Ciliophora; Heterotrichea; Heterotrichida; Blepharismidae.
AUGGCGCCUAAGUCUGGAUACUGGAGAGACAACAAGUACACAAAUGUCUUUUGGAAGUGUCCGAACUCAGAUGCAUGCUUAGGCUCAACCAACCCAAACAAUAUCUCUUACACAGGUGAGUGUUCAGGCAGCUACAAAGGAAACAUGUGUCAGUCUUGUGAAUAUGGCUACUCAAAGACAGGCGAUGACACCUGCAGUCCUUGCCCAGACAAAGCCACAAACAGUAUGAGAAUUAUUGGGAUCUUCAUCGCGCUUAUUAUCCUUGGUGCAAUUAUGGUCAAAUCUACAAGAGACUCUGCCUUUGUCCCAAAGUCCCUGACUUCUGUGUAUAUCAAAAUCUUUAUGAACUACCUGCAGCUGGUCAUGCUUGUGACUACUAUUAACCUAAACUGGCCAAGUCUAGUCCUACAAGUCUUUUCAACACAAAACAGCGCUGGGUCAGUGAGUGACCAAGUCUUUUCCUUUGACUGCUUUUUACAAACCAGCGAAAGUGACCCAGACCAAUACUAUUUCAACGAGCUGAUACUUAUGAGUCUGAUGCCGAUCGGAAUAUCUCUACUUGCUCUGGUCAUUUGGGUUUUUAUCGACCUUAAGCGUAAAAGUUUCAAGGAUUUUACGAACGACUAUCUACCUGCAUUAUUUUGCUAUUUAUCGUGCACCCGAACAUUGUAA